UUCUCCCACCUCUUCCUCUGUCUCUGUUUUUUAACUUCUCUUUCACCCCUCCUCAAUUUUUCUUUCCCUUUCACUCUCUCUCCCUUUAUCCCUCCCUCUGUCUCUUACCCACCUCCCACCCUACUCCCCUCCCCAGUGCUCCUCCCCUCCUACUCUCGGGUCGGAUCGUCCUCUCGUUCGGAAGCAGUUAGCAGCUCAGGUCCCGGGGCUCCGUCACCAUGGGCAAUGUAUCGGGCGGAAUGAGAUGUAUGAAAUAUCUGCUGUUCACGUUUAACCUCUUCUUCUGGCUGUCUGGGACUGCAGUCCUCUCGCUCGGCCUGUGGCUUCGCUUUGACUCUGAGACCACGACCAUUUUCAGUGGCGACCAUUGUCCCACGUCUUUCUAUGUCGGAGUCUACACACUGAUUGCCACUGGUGCCCUGAUGAUGCUGGUGGGGUUUCUUGGCUGUUGUGGCGUGGUGCAUGAAUCUCAGUGUUUACUUGGAGCUUUCUUCAUGUGUCUGCUGGUGAUUUUUGUAGCUGAGAUCACAGCUGGAGUCUGGGGUUUCCUGAACAAGCAUGAGAUUCUGCAAGAGAUGAGUGGGUACUACAGCAAAUCCCUGCAAGCCUAUAAAAUGACUGGAGCGGGUAACAGGACAUUACGUGCCAUUCAUAGUGUGUUGCAGUGCUGUGGAGACUCAUUACCAGAUCCUAAUGUGCAGCAUCUGUGUCCUACAUUGCAAGUGUCUGUGAACUGCACUUCGAAAUUAAAGGAAUUUUUCAACUCAAAGCUAUACAUGAUUGGAGUGGUGGGAAUCGGGAUUGCAGGAAUAAUGACUUUUCGACUGAUGUUCUUUCCUCCUGCAUUGGAGAAUUGCAUAUAUUUGGGAUGAUCUUCAGUAUGGUUCUGUGCUGUGCGAUUCGAAAUUCACAGGACAUGAUGUGACAUUUGGAUGAUUGCAGCGACUCUUUCAGUACUAUGUGCACCUUUCGAAUUGGAAAUCGAUCCAAUAUCUAGUUGCUUGUUGGUUAAUUUAAGUAGAUACCAAUUAUUUUUCUGUAUUGUGGAAAAAAACCUGGACAGGUUCUCAUUCUUGUAAUGCUUCAAUUAUUUUACAUAAACUUAUGAAAAUUCUUGCAAUUGUUUUAAACAAAAGACUCUAAAUAUAUGGUGUCAUUUGAAUAAACUGGUUGACCGGGUGAAUUUGCUGACUUAGAUACACAGAGGUCUGGUUGCCAUUUUUGUGAGACAUGGUUGCACAUUCAGGCCUGG
Messenger RNA from Stegostoma tigrinum, 1252 nucleotides. RefSeq names its product CD9 antigen-like. Lineage: Eukaryota; Metazoa; Chordata; Chondrichthyes; Orectolobiformes; Stegostomatidae. The transcript has 9 exons. Bases 219 to 872 code for a protein of 217 amino acids. Gene Ontology annotation, cellular component: membrane. The record is from RefSeq and is a predicted model, not a curated record.